Pieris macdunnoughi is the source of this 267-nucleotide messenger RNA. The record is from the annotation of a GenBank genome assembly. NCBI's taxonomy places the organism in Eukaryota, Metazoa, Arthropoda, Insecta, Lepidoptera, Pieridae.
AUGACAAAGCCCAAACUGACAGUGGCCUGCCCCAAUCCGACAGUUAAAUCUGUUAUGAAACUUUUUUACAUUCUCAUUUAUUUAGAGAGAAUGGACCCUGACAGCGUUUUGAUUGGAUUGGUGAAAAGAAUGAUACACGAUAAGCUAGAGACAUUACCUCGAGCAUUCAGGGACUGUCCAAUAGAAGAUUGGUGUGGGAGGAACUACGGGGGGAGUAAUGUGCACCGUUUCAAAGCCUCAUCUCAAAAGAGAUCAGCUCUCUUUUAG